AUGUCAGUAUCAGGAAAGAAUGGGACAGGCUCAUCAGCCUUAAUUCAAAAGUUAAUGGAUGCUGAGGUAGAUGCUGAGGAAAUUGUUCGUCGUGCAAAGGAAAAUAGAAUUUUAAAGCUCAAGGAAGCUCAGAUUUCUGCAGAAGAAGAGUUAAAGGUAUUUAGAGAAAAGGAAGAAGCUCAGUUUGAAUCCGAGUUUAAAAACCUUUCAGUAGAAGAUUCUGUAGAUCAAGUUUUGGAAAAAUCAACAGAAGAAGCAAUUGAGCUAGUUAAAAAUGAUUUCAAAAACAAUGGAGGAGCUGUUGCAGAUUUGAUGCUAAAGAAGGUGUUAUCUGUGGACCUUUCCUUAUCUCCCACAGUUAUUCACUUGGCUAAAAUUGGGAGGAUUCAUUAA
This is a messenger RNA of Cryptosporidium ubiquitum, 393 nucleotides long. RefSeq lists its product as uncharacterized. Gene Ontology annotation, molecular function: proton-transporting ATPase activity, rotational mechanism. NCBI's taxonomy places the organism in Eukaryota, Apicomplexa, Conoidasida, Eucoccidiorida, Cryptosporidiidae. Gene Ontology annotation, biological process: proton transmembrane transport. Bases 1 to 393 code for a protein of 130 amino acids. Gene Ontology annotation, cellular component: vacuolar proton-transporting V-type ATPase complex. The record is from RefSeq and is a predicted model, not a curated record. The transcript has a single exon.